This is a messenger RNA of Sorghum bicolor (sorghum), 2000 nucleotides long. Its product is annotated as probable WRKY transcription factor 27. Gene Ontology annotation, molecular function: transcription cis-regulatory region binding; DNA-binding transcription factor activity. The record is from RefSeq and is a predicted model, not a curated record. Lineage: Eukaryota; Viridiplantae; Streptophyta; Magnoliopsida; Poales; Poaceae. The coding region runs from base 239 to 1480 and encodes 413 amino acids. The transcript has 3 exons. Gene Ontology annotation, cellular component: nucleus. Gene Ontology annotation, biological process: regulation of DNA-templated transcription.
CUCUCCUUUUUUUUUUUAUCCCUGCCGCUGCUGCUCUGCCGCCGUGCCCACCACUUGCUGGCAGCGGGUUGACUUCGCAUCGCAUCCCAAUCCCAUCGCAGAAGAUCGGGCCUGCCGCCUGCGGGUAGAAGAGUCCCCCGCGCCGUCCCGUGCCGCGUCUCUGCAGACCGACGGCGGCCCCCCACCGGCCUGCGCGUCCGAAUACUCCUACACAUACGUAUACGCGUAUGGAGUAUAUAUGCGCGCGUGCGGGGGGAGGGCCCUGCUGGACUGUCAGUGCCAAAAGUCAACCCACCCCUUCCUCCUUCUCCAGUCCCCCGCAUACGGGCAGGAGAGGAGCAGCACGCACGCGUCCCCUCUGUGCUCGUCAAAGGCUCCAGCGCGGAGAGCCCGGUCGUGGUUCAUGCGCGGCGUGCUGCUGCGCAUGGCGGAGCACUUCAACGACUGGGACCUGCAGGCCGUCGUCAGGAGCUGCGGCAGCGUCGCCGCGCACCCGGACCCCGCGGCGCCGAGGGCGGAGCCAGACGCAGCGCCGCCGGAGCCGACGACGACCACGCCCGUGGCGGCGCCGCCGGAGCGUCCGCCCGGCGCGCGUGCCACGCCGCCGACGCCGGUGGCUGUGCCUGUGCCUGUGCCUGUCCGGGGACAGGAGCAGCGGGCGCCGCCGCCCGUGGCGGCCAAGGCCGCGGCGCUCCUGUACGACCUCGAGUACCUGGAUUUGGAUCACAAGCCGUUCCUGAUGCCGGUCGUCGCGCCGUCGCCGCGCGCGGGGGACAACGGGCGCGGCGAGCGCGAGGUGAUGAUCUCCUUCCCAGCGGGGGCCGCGUCCACGUCCGGGAUGCAGCAGAGGGCGUCGCCGCCAGGCCGGAAGCCAGGCGCGCGCACGCCGCGGCCGAAAAGAAGCAAGAAGAGCCAGCUGAAGAAGGUGGUGCGCGAGAUGCCGGUGGCCGACGGCGGCUCGUCGUCGUCGGACCCGUGGGCGUGGCGCAAGUAUGGCCAAAAGCCCAUCAAGGGCUCGCCUUAUCCACGGGGGUACUACAAGUGCAGCAGCAUGAAGGGGUGCAUGGCGCGGAAGCUGGUGGAGCGCAGCCCGGCCAAGCCCGGGGUCCUCAUCGUCACGUACAUGGCCGAGCACUGCCACCCCGUGCCCACGCAGCUCAACGCGCUCGCGGGCACUACUCGCCACAAGACGUCGUCGUCCGGCGCGGCCUCCUCUCCCAAGAGCCACGAGCAGGGCCAGGCGGUCGAGAAAGCGGCCGGCCGUGGCGCCGGCGACCGCGAGCAUGGUAACAACGAGACGUCGUCAUCAAUGGCCGGGGAGUUUGGCGGCGAGGAGAUAGCGGUAGCCAUCGACGACGACGAGUUCUGGCCUGCGGGGAUGGACCUGGACGAGCUCUUGGCGCCCGUGGACGACGACUUCGAUUUCGAGCACGUCGUGGAGGAGGAAGAUGGCGUGCUGGGACGGCGGCUCUCCCUCUAGGUCGGCGCCGUAACUUCAGAACCUUGAAUUGCAAUAGAGGACGAAAAGAUCUCGCCUCGAAGAGAAGCUAUGUAUAGGCGUCUUUUUUGUGCGCGUUUCUGACAAACAGGAUCCCGAAAACUAACGGGCUCAAUUUCCGUUGUACUUGCGUAAUCUCCGAGAAGUCGGUGCGCAUUGAUUUUUGUACUCCUAAAAUUCAGGCGCACCUUGGCUGUACCGAGCACAUGGACCAGGCAACAGACCUGGAACCAAGUAAAACGCCGACACAUUAAUACCAUAUCCCAUAGAUUCAAUUCAUCCACCACAGACGCAAAUGCGACUAUUCCAACGGUAAACCAAUGUAACAUAAGUCACUGCAGAGUACUAUAUUCAGUUGUGAAGAUCACAAUAUGGCUUUGCUAACAAGAAAAACAUCUUUAGACCAAAAAGAAUAGGCAUUCCACAGAUUAUAGUUUUACUGUCUUUGUUACCACAGAUGUUGAUACCACAGAAUAGCAUACCAUGAUAUGUCCAUCAAAAA